Colletotrichum truncatum is the source of this 3033-nucleotide messenger RNA. RefSeq lists its product as uncharacterized. Gene Ontology annotation, cellular component: cytoplasm. The record is from RefSeq and is a predicted model, not a curated record. Gene Ontology annotation, biological process: protein import into nucleus. Lineage: Eukaryota; Fungi; Ascomycota; Sordariomycetes; Glomerellales; Glomerellaceae.
AUGGACGGUCAGUUGCCGUCAACUAUUCAAGAGGCGGAAGCGCUUGUUCUGUCCCUCUAUGAGCCUGCGCCUCCCGAUACCAUUUCCCGCAUCCAAGAAACAUUACAUCGUUUACAAAGAUCACCGUCCGGCUGGUGGAUUGCACGCGACCUUCUGGGCCAUGCCGACGAUAAAGUCAAGUUUUUUGGUGCUCUUACCCUCAUCAUCAAAUUGAAUACUGAAAGCUCCUCUUUAACCGAUAACGAUGCGUCAGAGUUGUUGCAAAAUCUCAUGGGCUGGUUUGUCAAUUCACUAGACGAUGGAUCUGGUGCUAUGGUCAUCAGGAAGUUAUCUUCAGCCUUGGUCACAUUCUUCCUCUCAUUCCCUGGCCAGUGGGAGCUUUGCAUUCGUCACCUCUGUUGUUCCCUCUCCAAGGGCGCUUCCUUGCCACUGAAAAGCAUCGAUGCAGCCAUUGAUUUACCAAGUCUACUUCAAACACUCUCCCCGCGCAAAUUUCAGGCAGCUCUUUGGUUUGCAGGAACCUUGGUUGAUGAAGCAUCCAAAGUGGAAAUGAAUUCAGCGAAGAACAUGGGUCUAUAUGACACACUGAUGCGCAACGCUCCAGACGUGUUAGCGCUGAUGUCGCAUGGUUUCGAUCGUGAUGAACCAGUCGACCUCACGAACCAAGGAAUCCGCCAAGAUUCCAUAACUUGCCUUCAGUCGUGGAUCUGGUUCUCUCAGCGAGUAUCGUCUCAUAACGACGAGCUCGUUGGCUCUCUUCGUGCCUUGAUGCAGCCUACAAUAUCAGCCUUGACGAAUGACGAUUUGUACGAUGUUUCCGUGGAACUCCUUUCUGACAUCCUGUCCAACUACUCGGGCUUCUUAACCGAAGACCACUAUGAAUCCCUAUUUUCACUCUUCGAGACCCAAUGGUCUCACGAUCGAUAUCAGCGUCUCGUUGAAGGCGACUUCGACUUCGACUCAGUUCAGUUCGGGCAACUGAUGAUCUCACUUGGUGACUCCAAGGUUCAAAGUUUAAUUCACAGUGUAGACGACCGGUCACUACGUUUUCUCGCUCGUCUACGAGGUCUACUGUCCGCACAGGGCUAUCCCGUUAGCGAAGACAAAGUAUUCGUUCCCGCCUUGGAGUUCUGGUCCACAUAUGUUGAGACUUUGACGGACUGCAUCUACUCAGAAGAGUCCCAGUCAAAGGCUUGGGUAGCCUCGGCUACCUCACAAGUACUGGAAGCUGUUUCAACCGUCUGGCGGCGAGUGGCAUAUCCGCCGCCCAGUGUCGUUGCUAGCUGGGAUUCGGCUGAUCGCUCAGGUUUCAGCGAUGCAAGAAAAGAUGUUGCAGACCUUCUUCAGUCAACUUUUACAGUAACGGGUCCACCAUUGUUGUCAACGUUCGCAAAUCUAACCAUUCAGUCUUUGUCGCCCAACUCAUGGUCUGACCUCGAGGCAGCAACAUUCUGCCUGGGAUCCCUGGCCGACUGUGUCGCUGGUGAUGCCAGGUGUGAUGAUACACUUAGAGCUGUUUUUUCUUCGCCUCUCUUUGAGCUUCUCCAGACGACACAAGAAAUAGUGCCUGGCCGUACUCGUCAGACCUGCAUAUCGCUGAUUGAACGCUAUGCUGACUAUUUUGAGCGAGAAACCCAAAGCCUUCCGGCGGCUCUGAACCUGCUCUUCUCCGUCUUGGGUGACUCUCAACUGGCUGGGCCUGCCGCCCGGUCAAUUCAGAGACUUUGCUUCUCAUCUCGAUCGAUCUUGGCAUCCGAAACAAGUGCAUUCCUUGCUCAGUAUCAGACUAUCGUCUCACGAAGUCAACUAGACUGCAUAGCGAGCGAGCGAAUCAUUGGGGCAAUUUCCGCUGUUAUACAAGCUGUUCCCGAGGAGCAAGAAAGACUUGGUCAUUUGGAGGUUCUUCUCUCAUUUGUUGAGCAUGAUGCUCGAAAGGCCAUGCAUAUGUUGUCCUUGCCUGACGCCUCACCUGAGUUGCAGGACGGACUUAAUGUUCAUCGCUGCUCAACCUUAGUCGAGCCAUUCGAGCUUCCCUUACACAUGGCCUUGAAGGUAUUGAGGUGCCUGACCAACAUUGGAAAAGGCCUGCAAGCCCCAAGCGAUCUACCAUUUGAUCUGGAGAGCGAGAACGAUCACACAUCAGUAAAUCAAGGCUCGAAACUUGGCCAAUUACAGUCCAGGAUUAUGUCCAUGAUCGUUGAACUUCAAGCCUUGUUCCCGCAAAGUGGAGAGGUGGCCGAGUGUAUCUGCAGCAUAUUAAAGACUGGGUUUUCAGAAGUAGAACCUGGCCCGUUUGUCUUUCCGUCACAACUUGUCUGCGACUACUUGGCCGAGCAAACUUUUCGUGUGCCUCGGAUUGGCUUGUUCGUAAGCACUGCCUGCUCUUUUCUCAGCUCCUUAAGAACGAGGAAACGGGGACAUGUGGAGAUUAUCAGAACGAAGCUGCUCGCGUGGGUUAUAGGUCUCCUCCAGCAAUUGUCUGAACCAGAAAAUGAUACGGAACUGGCGCAAAAUGGCAUCGAGUUUACGAAUCGCCUGAUAUCUCGGGAGCCGGCUUCGUUGUUUCAGCCCGAAUGUCUUCCCCUGGCCGAAUUUUUCUUUAUGUAUGCGUUGCAAAUAUUAGACGGGCGUGAACCCCUCCCGAAGGCAGCGGCUGCCGAUUUCUGGGCGACAUUUAUGGCCUUGAAACACGCCGAAGAGAGAGCGCAGGACACAAUAGAUCACGCCACUGCCCAUUUGGGCCCAAUGCUUGCCCAAUCUAUUGUCCGAAAUAUUGGCGGAAAUGCCUCGAGGAGCGAGCUAGAUAGACUCAGUGAGCCACUGAAAAAGAUGGUGAGCCACCAUACCAAGGCUCGCGCGUGGCUCGAGGCAGCUCUAUUCGAUGCAUCCUUUCCCAGCCGGCAGAUCUCCGAUGAGGAUAAAACAAUUUUCCUCAAGAAGAUCAUCAGCCUUAGAGGCGCAAGAGGAACGACACAGGUGGUACGGGAGUUCUGGCUGGCAGCAAGAGGAUCUAAGUUUGCCUAUGCAACUUGA